Pogoniulus pusillus (Red-fronted tinkerbird) is the source of this 3447-nucleotide messenger RNA. It is a transcript of the gene NTNG2, whose product is annotated as netrin G2. Gene Ontology annotation, cellular component: basement membrane. NCBI's taxonomy places the organism in Eukaryota, Metazoa, Chordata, Aves, Piciformes, Lybiidae. The record is from RefSeq and is a predicted model, not a curated record. The transcript has 9 exons. Gene Ontology annotation, biological process: substrate adhesion-dependent cell spreading; tissue development; animal organ morphogenesis. The coding region runs from base 1353 to 2936 and encodes 527 amino acids.
CAGAGGAAGUUACGCAGCCGGGAUCAGGCUCGGAGAUAAAAGCUCCGAUUGUGAUUGAAAGUGAGAGCAAAAGGGAUUUCAGCCUCGGCAUUAACUUGCCGGGAGAGCCGGGGAUUGCACAAAGCUUCCCCGGCCAUCUGCCCUUGGGGGCCGGCGGCGCAGCGGCUGCUGGCCCGGCUGGGGGAGGAGGUGGUUGUGUGUGUGGAUGCUGGGGGGUUGUAUCUGAAGGGGGGAUCCCCCAAGCCCUGAAGUUCACAGCUCCAUCGGGAGCCCCGCACCGCAGAGCUCCCUCCUCCCGCAGCCUUUCAGGCAAAAAAGGGGAGAAGGGGAGAUGGCAGCAUGGCGGCACCAAGCUCCCCCCCUCACCCCCCCGACACGGAUCAAUGCAUCACUUAACCUGGACUUUGAGCUUCGGUGAUUGAGCAGUGACAGAAAGCAGAGACCAAAGGUGCAGCCUGCUAAUGAACUCUCCCUUUGCCCUGGCCGUGACAGAGCGAGGGGACCUCAGGUAGCAGCAUGGCUUGUGGCUGAAGGCUUUGAGAGCUUGAUGCUGAGCUGCCGAGAGGCAGAGCUGGACAAAUCCUCUCCCGUGAGCGUCUCCUCGCUGCUGAAAGACAGAGGGAGAAGCAGCAAGGACAGCUCCUGCCGACUGUCCAGCAUCCUACACUAGGACCACCACGGAGCUUGCUACCAACCCAACCGUUAUGUGGAGGCAAACAUCCUUUGGGAGAGAGGGAUUUUAACUCCGGAGGACCUCCUCCUUUGUCAGAGUCGUGCCGAUGACCAGGAGCCAGAUCUUCCAUGUGCUCGUGCUCACAGGCUGCAGCAGUUAAAGGCAAACUACACUUUAAGGCACUUUCCCCAGAGAUGCAACUGCAGCAGGCAAGAAGGUUGAGGCAAACCUGAUCCAGCAGCACCCCACAGCCUCUCCAAUCCACUCCUAUCAAAUUUCAGCAGCAGCUCAGAACUUGAUCUUGCUAUUGAUUGACUGGAGUCACCUCUAGAUAUUUUCAUGCUGAUUUGGAAGCCCUUUUGGACAAUCAAAGGGGGAGGGGGGGGUGGGAAUGAGGUUAAGAAAGACUUAUGACCACUGAUCAGCAACUCCAGCCAAAACUUUCCUAACUCCCUGCUCUGCAAAGUUGGCUUCUGCGCCCAGAGAAACUCUCCACAGCCAAACAGGGUGUGCAGAGUGGGAUCUCUCCUGUUAGUAUCUGGAUCUCCUUUGACUGGAUCACUCUUAGAUGAGGAGUUUCCAUGCUGAUCCCGAGGGCAAACCCUAGCCCAGUCGCUGCCUUCCUCGGGACUCUCGGCUCUGCCCUCGCCCAGGGGUCCAGCACUUGGCCGCAGCUGCCAUGCUCUACCUGGUUGCUUUCCUCUUGCACUGCCUGCCCUUGGCCAUGGGGCAGUAUGACAUUUGCAAGUCCUGGGUGACCACGGAUGAUGGCCCAUCAUGGGAGUUCUAUGCUUGCCAGCCCAAGGCCAUGAGGAUGAAGGAUUACGUGACGGUGCGGGUGGACCCGGCAGGAAUCACCUGUGGGGACCCUCCAGAGAGAUUCUGCACCCAUGAGAACCCGUACCUGUGCAGCGAUGAGUGCGACGCCUCCAACCCGGACCUGGCGCACCCGCCCAAGCUGAUGUUCGACAGCGAGGACGAAGGCUUGGCCACCUACUGGCAGAGCGUGACCUGGCGCCGCUACCCGGAGCCGCUGCUGGCCAACAUCACCCUGUCGUGGAACAAGAGCAUCGAGCUGACCGACGACAUCGUCAUCACCUUCGAGUACGGCCGCCCCACCGUCAUGAUGCUGGAGAAGUCGCUGGACAACGGCAGGACUUGGCACCCCUACCAGUACUACGCCGACGACUGCAUGGAGGCCUUCAGCAUGCCCGCGCGGAGGGUGCGGGAGCUCUCCAGCAGCAGCGCCAACAGGGUGCUGUGCACGGAGGAGUACUCGCGCUGGGCGGGCUCCAAGAAGGAGAAGACAGUGCGCUUCGAGGUGCGCGACCGCUUCGCCAUCUUCGCGGGGCCCGACCUGCGCAACAUGGGCAACCUCUACACGCGCCUGGAGAGCGCCAAGGGCCUCAGGGACUUCUUCACCAUCACCGACCUGCGCAUGAGGCUGCUGAGGCCGGCCCUGGGCGGCACCUACGUGCAGAGGGAGAACCUCUACAAGUACUUCUAUGCCGUCUCCAACAUCGAGGUCACCGGCAGGUGCAAGUGCAACCUGCAUGCCAACCUGUGCACGUUCCGCGAGGGCAGCCUGCAGUGCGAGUGCGAGCACAACACCACGGGGCAGGACUGCGGCAAGUGCAAGAAGAGCUUCCGCUCCAGGUCCUGGCGGGCAGGCUCCUACCUGCCUCUGCCCAACGGCUCCCCCAACGCAUGUGCAGCUGCAGGCUCAGCCUUUGGCAACUGCGAGUGCUAUGGACACUCCAACCGCUGCAGCUACAUCGACUUCCUCAACGUGGUGACCUGCGUCAGCUGCAAGCACAACACCCGCGGCCAGCACUGCCAGCACUGCCGCUUGGGCUUCUACCGCAACAGCUCCGCCGAGCUGGACGAUGAGAAUGUCUGCAUAGAAUGUAACUGCAACCAGAUCGGCUCCAUGCACGACCGCUGCAACGAGACUGGCUACUGUGAGUGCAGAGAGGGAGCCACGGGGCCCAAGUGUGACGACUGCUUGCCCAACUACUACUGGAGGCAGGGCUGCUUCCCCAAUGUCUGCGACGAUGAGCUCCUGCUCUGCCAGAACGGGGGCACCUGUUACCAGAACCAGCGCUGCAUCUGCCCCGUGGGCUUCAAAGGGGUCCUGUGCCAGCAGUCCCGCUGCGAGGCCGACAAGAAGGACUGCGACGGUGCCCACGCUGCCCGCGGCAGCCUUGGCACCCUCCUCCUCACGGUGCUGGCCCUCCAGCUGCGUGCCUGGGUGGACCUCUGAAGCCACAGAGCAGGGGCCCCAGCCCAGGCGCAUCACCCGAGGGACCCCGGGGAGAGCAAGGGCACGGUUGGUGGCUCUCUCCCCACCAUCUCCCCCUCCGCCUGCCUUCACGCUGCUAGGACUUGCACAACGUCUUUCGAGCCACUUCCCAGGCAGAGAGGUGAGCAGAAAGCAGGAGCCGACUGCUGCCCAGGCCCCCAUCCUCGGUGGCAGCUGAGGAGGGCACAGCGCAGAGCUGCCUGCCGAGCAGCAGCAUGGGGACUGCACCCGAGCCACGGCCCCGCCGCCCACGGCCAUCCCCUCCGAGCAGCAGCAGCUCUCCCUCCCGCUCCGCACGGGGCCGCGGGGCUCCGCUGACAGCAGUGCCACCCCCCGAGGGGUUUUUUUAUUGCUCCUUUCCUUACUUUGGUACGGGCUGGGAUGUCCUUUUCAUCUGUCCUCUUCUUAGCGUCCUGUCUUGCAGGAGCCAGUCGUGACCACACCAUCACACAACCGGCAGGGGAAGGGGAGG